Messenger RNA from Clonostachys rhizophaga, 417 nucleotides. The record is from the annotation of a GenBank genome assembly. NCBI's taxonomy places the organism in Eukaryota, Fungi, Ascomycota, Sordariomycetes, Hypocreales, Bionectriaceae.
AUGUCUCGCCAGGACCACGUGUCGAGCGCAAGCAAGACCGAGGCGUACUAUCUAAAAUUGAACAACCUCCCUCCCCACACCCGGUGGCAGGAUCUCGAGGCCUUUGUGUCACAGACCUGCGAAGUCGACCGCGUUUUUAUCGUCCCCAGAACGGGCCAGGGAUGGGUUUGUGUUAAGCACAAGCAUAAUUUUCUAAAGGCAUACGAAUGCCUGCACCAUGGCAAAUUCAGGGGCCAUACACUCUUUGUCUCCGAGCAUAACAAGGACGGUCCGAUCUUCAUCAGGCUGCCUCUUGAUGACGACGAUACAGACCGAGGGAGGACUGAUGCGCCAAAGUUUACCAUCAGCACCCUCAUUGAAGCGCUAUCCAGCAACACGUUGAGGGAGCUGGCUAGCGCACCAGGGGGUGAACACUAG